Gossypium raimondii (Peruvian cotton) is the source of this 1632-nucleotide messenger RNA. Its product is annotated as aluminum-activated malate transporter 2. Lineage: Eukaryota; Viridiplantae; Streptophyta; Magnoliopsida; Malvales; Malvaceae. The record is from RefSeq and is a predicted model, not a curated record. Gene Ontology annotation, cellular component: plant-type vacuole membrane. Bases 69 to 1430 code for a protein of 453 amino acids. Gene Ontology annotation, biological process: malate transport. The transcript has 6 exons.
AAACAGCUAUAAAUAUACGACCCCACCUAGAGUUUCAUUCAUCAAUAUUGCUCCCCUUUGGCUUGACAAUGGAAGCCAAUAGGUCGGCAAACAGUCGGUUGGCGUUGGUUAAGGACUCGAUAGUGAAAAUAAGAAGCAAGGUGGCUGAAUUUCCAGGGAAAAUGAAGAAAGUAGCAGAAGAUGAUCCUAGAAGAAUUGUUCAUUCGUUUAAAGUAGGAUUAGCCAUCACCCUCGUCUCACUCUUCUACUAUUUUGAUCAUCUAUAUGUUGGUUUUGGCAGCUCAGCAAUGUGGGCUGUUUUAACUGUCAUUGUCGUCAUUGAGUUCUCUGUAGGAGCAACUCUUGGCAAAGGCUUAAACAGGGGAUUGGCAACAUUUUUAGCUGGAGCACUGGGCUUUGGAGCUCACCACUUAGCUAACUUGCCUGGACAGGAACUUCAGCCUAUAUUACUGGGAAUCUUUGUGUUCAUUCUAGCUGCAACAGUGUCGUUUAUACGAUUCUUUCCACGAAUGAAGGUCAGAUAUGAUUACGGGCUCCUUAUAUUCAUGUUGACCUUUUGCUUGAUAUCUGUUUCUGGUUAUCGUGAUGAAGAGGUGCUUGAAAUGGCUCAUAAAAGAGUAUCCACUAUUCUAAUUGGUGGAUUUACGGCUAUUUUUGUCUGCAUUUUCAUCUGCCCCGUUUGGGCUGGCGAAGAUCUUCAUAAUUUGGUUGCCAACAAUCUUGAAAAGGUUGCAAGCUUCUUAGAAGGUUUUGGGGAUGAAUACUUCCGAAAAUCAAGCGAACCAGAGUCAAACAAAGCAUCAUUACAAGUAUAUAAAAACAUACUCAAUUCAAAGCAAAGCGAAGAAUCUUUGGUUAAUUUUGCUAGAUGGGAACCCCCACAUGGGCUGUUCAGAUUUCGCCAUCCUUGGAAACAAUACCUGAAGAUUGGAAGUCUCACUCGACAAUGUGCUUAUAGAAUUGAAGCCCUUAAUGGUUGCCUCAACUCUGAUGUACAGGCCUCACCAGAAACCUGUGGAAAUUUUCGAGAAGCAUUCAUCAAAGCAAGUUCAGAAACAGGGAAAGCUGUCAAGGGAUUAGCAUCAGCUAUGAGAACAAUGACUCUACCAUCAGCUGAUUGUCCUCAAACCACAAAAUCGAAGAACGCAGCUGACAACCUUAAAUCGUUGCUCAGAACAGGGUUGUGUCAAGGCAUAGAUAUCGUAGAGAUUCUAGAAGUGGCAACAGUAGCUUCAUUGCUGCUUGAUGUUCUUGCUUGUACUGAAAAAAUUUCAGAGUCGAUUCAUGAAUUAGCCUCUCUAGCGCAUUUCAAGAGAUUGGAACCUGAUGAAAAAGAUGGGAAACCAGAUUUAGAUAAGCAGAAACAAGUGCGGCAAAGUCCUAAUAGCAUUGCUUCAAACCAUCAUCAUCAUAUUAUUAUAAUUGAGUAGCCAUUAACUUGAGAGCAAACAUGUUUGUGACUGAAUUGAGUAUACUUAAUUUUUAAAAGAAAAUUUUGUGGGUGAUGGAGGGGAAAACUAGUUUGAGCUAAGUCUGGAGCAUCAUCCAACUUUUUUUUUUUUUUAUGGAAUCCGAAUAUUUUUGGACUGAAUUUUCUACUUUUGAAUAGAAAAGUUCUUAUCAACUUCGCAA